Messenger RNA from Linum trigynum, 4538 nucleotides. NCBI's taxonomy places the organism in Eukaryota, Viridiplantae, Streptophyta, Magnoliopsida, Malpighiales, Linaceae. The record is from the annotation of a GenBank genome assembly.
UAUGUGGCUAGCUAGUGACUUAACACUCAACAGAGUCAUAACAGCAAAGCUAGCUAGCUAGUUGAGAUAUUAGUUUGACUGAUCGAUCACUUGAAAUGUUGUCAAAUGCAUACAUAUAGGUUGAACCACCACUUUAUCAUUACUUCUCUGGCAUGGCAUGGCAUGGUAUGAAUGCAUGAGAAGUGAAACCAUUCACGUAUUCACCAAUCUGGGUAUAUAGUUUGAACUGCAACUUUGGAUCAGAGUGGAAUAAAAAGCAGGCUAGCUAGCUUCUGUUUGUUAUUAGCUUCCCUAGGCAGAGUUGUUUAACUGAUUGAUAUCUUGCACUUUGAUUGUUUGUUUCCAUGACCUAGGUUGUGUUGCGUUGUAGUCAUGGUGUAUACCUAUUUGGUGUAAACAUCAUUAACUCCAUUGUGUACAGUAUGGGGAAGCAUUGCAAAUUAAAGCCCAGUUAUGGGCAAAGGGAAAAGGAACGAACAAGCUAAGGAUAUCCAUCCAUCGUUCCCCAGGCUGCUGCAUGCUGAUGGGAAAAGAAAAGAAAAGAAAAGAAAAGAACGUCUCUCUCAUUCAAUUCAUCUUCCUCUGACUCUCACUUCUAUUAUGAAAUGCAAGAUAAAUAUAUAGGUAGCCCAGACUCCGAUCCAUUCUACUUACCCUACCUAGCUAGCUAGCUUAGCUUCUUCUCUCCAACCCAAAACGUAACCUGCAGCUAGCACGUACGGUACGGUACCACUCGAUCUCCUUCCACAGCUACCAAACCAUGGGUUCUCGAAUGUCAAGCUUCCUCCAAGACCAGUUCCAGCUUCCCACACUUCUUCCCACUCCCACUUUCACCUGCAGCUUCCCAGCCCGCCACCUCCCUUCCUUGAAGCUUUCAAAAACCACCAAAGCUGUAGCCCUCAUUAUCACCAACGAAACCCUAGAGAAGAUGUGCUCCAUUGGCGCCGUCUCCCUCCUCCAACCAUUCCUUACCGAAGCCUUCAAUUUCACGCCGGACCAAGCUCGAACCACCAUGUUUCUCUAUGGGGGCAUCACCAACCUGGUGCCAGUGCUGGGAGCCGUCGUGUCCGACUCUUACCUCGGACGCUUCACAACCCUUUCCAUCUCCACACCCUGCUCCCUCCUCGCGGCGGUACUUCUAAUGUUGACCGCAUUCCCUGGGAUGCACCCACGACAAGAACGCAAGGCGGAAGCAUGGCAGAUGGCUCUUCUCUACGGCAGCUUCUUCUUCUUCACGCUGGCGGCUGCAGGGAUCCGUUCGUGCAACCUGCCGUUCGGGAUCGAUCAAUACGAUCUCACGACGGAGGCAGGGCAGCGAGGGAAGGAGAGGUUCGUUAGUUGGAAUUACGCCUCCUUCACCCUCUCCAUCACUGCGUCGGUCAUAGUCAUACCCAUCGUCCAGGAGAUCACAAAAAGCUGGGUGGUGGGGUUCCUCAUCCCGACUUGCUUUAUGAUGCUCUCCUGCCUCCUCUUCUUCGCCGGAUUGCCGCUCUACCUCAAGUCCAAGCCGGAGGGGAGCCCCCAGGUCUCGGUGCUGCGGGUCUUCAUCGCCAGCUUUAGGAACCGGAACCUGCCGCUUCCUUCUGACCCCAAUCACCUCUUCACCUGCCCUUCUCAUGGCCAGCCUGCUGCCACCGUUUGCACGACCAACCACCUCAGGAUGUUGGAGAAGGCGGCCAUCCUCCCGGCGGCAAUCAGCAGCAACGCCGGGGAGGAAGAAGAAGAAGGACCAGAAAUCACCACCGCCAGGCCUUCAGCCGUCGACUACCACCGGCAGUACCCAUGGAGGCUCUGCUCCAUCGAACAAGUGGAGGAUGCCAAAUCGGUGGUCAAGGUCAUGCUGAUGUGGGCUCCGGCCAUCAUCUACCAGAUGGGGGCGUCGGAGCUCCAAGGUCACGGAUAUUCCCAAGCAGCUGCGAUGGACAGGAAGAUGGGUCCAAACUUGAAAUUCCCGGCGGCUUCAAUUGGGAUCUUCUCGGCGGUGGCCCUCACCACGUGGGUCACCGUCUACGACAACGUCAUCGUCCCACUCGCCAGAAAGAGGAGAAACAGCAGCAGCAGCGGUGAUCACAACAGGCUGCUUGAGCUGUCCAUCCUGCAAAGAAUGGGGAUCGGCAUGUGCAUCUCGACCCUUGCGGUGGUUGUGGCGGGGAUUGUAGAAGGCCAACGGCGGCGACACGUAGAACCCACGUCUGUAUUUUGGCUAGUGCCGCAAUUGGUGCUUCUGGGAGUCGCCGAGGGGUUUAACGGUGUGGCCCAGAUAGAAUUCUAUCAUGCCGAGCUCCCGGCAACCAUGGCCAGCCUGACCGGGGGGUUUUUCGCACUCGGUUAUUCUUUCGCCUCCUUUGCCGCCGCGUUGCUCGAGAGCAUUGUUCGUGCCACCACUAGAUCGCCGGAUAACAAGAAGAUACAUUGGCUUUCGGAUAAUGGAGGAAAACUUGACCACCACUAUUUUGUGGUGGCGGGCCUGGCGACUCUGAAUUUAGCAUGGUUUCUCUUUAUGGCCAAGCGAUACAAACUUCGUCCCGGCGCCAAUUGAUGAAGAUCGACGAUGAUAUGCUUGUAUUUGAUUAUUACUUAGUAUCAUAUUUGUGUUUUGAGUUUUUUUUUUUUACUAUCUAUAUUUGUGUUUGAGCUUUAGUUAUUAAGUUUGAAUGUAAUGCAAAUUGAGGUUAAUUAAGGAUAUAUAUAUUUUACUUGGAUAAAUUAAAUGUGUUGUGUUAAAAAAUCUUUUCAAUCAUAGUCAGAACUAGCUUUUAUAUAUCUAUUUAGUAUUUAGUACGUGGACGAUUAAUUUAUUUUUAAAACUUUUGCUGUUAUAUUCUAUCGAUAUAAUUUCAUUUAUCGAUUACGUAAAAGGUUGAGUUCAUAACUAUGGGGUUCUAGAUUCUUCGAUUAUAGCUACUUUUAUUUUCCCAAGGCUCCUCUCUACCACUGGCUGUAACAACCUAUGGUUAAUUAUAAAGUGUUGUUGUUUAAUUGAUUCAACUACGUUAGAGGUAAACACAAAAUACAAGUCGUUUUCAUGGUGACCUUAUAACUUGUUAUUAAGACAGAGGAAGAAGCCCUGAGUCAAGACUAACAAAAAAGCAGAAGCAUCAAUCAUUUGACUCGAUUGCAUACCUCAUAUAAUCAUGCAAAGUUGCAAACACAUCUAAAAAAAGACAAGGUUGUAGAUUGCAAAUGAGAGCUUUCAGAAAAUGGGUAUCAUCCAUCCAUGCUACAUACGUGCUAUAAUCAUAUGUUUGCGGUGCUUUCAAUUGAUUAUGGUAGUUAAAUAUUUUCUAGUUUAAUUUUUCGGAUGGCUUGAUCGGUGACGUAGGAGAUCUAUGGUUUUUUGGCGUCGGCGGCAGGGAGAAGAUGAGGAGCUCCUGUUCGAGUUCAUGAUGAUGGAAGGGUCGGAGUCAAUGUGACAGACUCAGGAAUUUUAUCAGGGGUGUCCUCUUCCAAGAACUUGUUAUAUUUCCAGGAAGGACAAGGUGCAAUGUUAUGAACAUACUCAUCAUCCAUACUAAAAUAUGAAUAGAUUCAUUAUGGCAAAACAAGACACCAUCCUCAAGUAAAGAUUCCCAACCCUUGGUCUCUCAUCUCUUGUAAUCCAUUCUUUCCCAAAUGAAAAAGUUUUGUAACAUUUACAAUGUCUUUAUCUUUCCCUUGCAAUGUUAGGGACAACUCAUUCCUAAUUGAUAACAUGUUAAUCAUCAACUUCAAAAUGAAGACAUCCCUGAAAUUUUAAAGCGUAAUCAACAUCCCCAUGCAUCACUAGCUGCUUUUGAUUCUAUAGGUGGAUCUUUUUUUUAUUCUCCCCAACACAUCAAUAAUAGUAGAGAACAAUGAUUCAAAAUUGAGAAAUGCCUCAUAAUAAGAACCCUAUUGAAUAUCACAUAUUCUUUUGAGACUCAUUUCUUGAUUCAAUUCCUGUCCAGCUUCUUUUUCAUUAGCAGCUAUAGCCUUUGCAAGCUUCAUGGUUUGGCUAUAUUGUACCAUGUGAGCUCGUUGCUAGAUCCCCCAACCAAAUUAGUCACAUUAUUGACUGUUGUAAAAAAGUUGUCAAAUUCUUUGUGAUUCCCUACUACCGCAACAGGUGCAAACUGAAGCUGAUUAGGAAAACAGUGAAUGUAUAUGCAUAAGAAUUUUCAGCCAAAAUCAAAGACUUCAAAGUUCAAGCCAUUGAUUUCCCCGUUCAUGUUACUAGCUCUAUCUAGCUCUAUCAUACCAUUGUGCCCUUAAUUAUCAUUGACAUACUAAAUCCAUGUUUCAAAAGCAUUGCUUCAGUUUCCAUUCUUCAAUGUCAAAACUUUGAUAUUUGGGACAUAGAAGUACAAAAAAAAUCUCCAUAACAUUACCCUCAUGAUUGACAUAGCACAAAACAAUAGUCGUAUGUGUUCUUUCAUUAAUAUAUAAUGAGUCUCAUCAACCAAUAUGCAGAAAAAUCACUUCCAAUGUCUGUAGUGAUGAUUUUCUCAUUCUUUUCACAAGCCAUGACAUAUGAACAAUAUCUCUUUUGAAUCUUUAGAGAAUAUAUUUGAAAUUAGGAU